AUGGGUUGCGUCCAGACCGUCCCCAACGAUCGUGUUGCCGUUAUCACAAGAUUCGGUAAGUUCGACCGUCUCGGCCAGCCGGGUUUGCUGUGCUUGCCGAUACCCUGUAUCUGUGUGAGGGCAGGGGAUGUCUCUGUGAGAAUUCAAGAGACUUCUAUGACCUGCGAAACGAAGACUAAGGAUAACGUCUUUGUUAGCAUACAAGUUGCCGUACAAUAUGAAGUAAUCAAGGCGAAGAUAUACGAAGCUUUCUAUCGCCUUCACAACCCCACAGUACAGAUCAACUCGUACGUGUUCGAUGUGGUUCGAUCGACGGUGCCUGGCAUGCUACUUGAUGACGUUUUCGAGUCAAAAGAUGAGGUUGCCAAACAAGUGAAGGAUCAGCUACAGAAGAUUAUGGGUGAAUUCGGAUUCCAGAUCAACCAGGCUUUGGUAACUGACAUUUCUCCUAAUCGUAAAGUUAGAGAUGCUAUGAAUGAGAUCAACGCCAACCGCAGGCUGAGAGUGGCGGCUACUGAGAAGGCUGAGGCGGAAAAAGUCGUCAUUGUGAAGCAAGCAGAAGCAGAGGCCGAAUCGAAGUUCCUGCAAGGACAGGGUACAGUCGAAUAG
Messenger RNA from Perkinsus marinus ATCC 50983, 609 nucleotides. RefSeq lists its product as hypothetical. The coding region runs from base 1 to 609 and encodes 202 amino acids. The record is from RefSeq and is a predicted model, not a curated record. The transcript has 5 exons. Lineage: Eukaryota; Perkinsozoa; Perkinsida; Perkinsidae.